AUGGACGCCAAACGCAACAAUCGCUAUGCGCUCUUCGCCGAAGAGGAUGAGAAUGCAUCACCCAAGAGCAGUCCAGCUUUAGACAUCCCCCCAAACCCGUUCCUAAACCAGGUUGCCGACAGCUCAAAUCCCUGGCAGGAGGUCACUAAGCGCGGCGCUCCUCCAGCGCAGCUGGUACAUCAAUGCGACAAGACGCUGCACACAAAAGACCAAACCAAAGCAGCACUCGAUCGUGCGGCGGAUAGAAAGGAUAGGACCCGCACUUUUUCAUCCGCCACUACUAAGAGUAGCGACACGGCCUAUGAUUCGCGUUCGAACUGGUGCGGAGUGUGUUCCCAGAAGUUCACCAGUAAGUCGGCACUCAUAAAUCACAUGAAGCACACGCCGGAUCAUCAACACUACUGCAAUCUCUGCAAACGAGUUUUUAAAGAUCGCAAUGGGAUCAAGAACCAUGUCGAAAACUCAUUGGCUCAUGAGAUCUUCUGCAAUCUAUGUCUCAGCGCCUUCAAGGACUUGUGGGGUCUUAGGAACCACUUCGAGAACAACUGCCACUUAGGGCAUGAGUUCGCGUGUCUCACUUGCUUACUUGCAUUCGAGAGUCAGGCUCAGCUUGAGCGACAUCUGCAGAAGGCAAAAGAACAUACGUGGUGUGGAACAUGUUGCGGCUACUUCCGUAAUCAAGAGGAGCGCGAUGCGCAUUGGAAAAAGACAACCAAGCACAAGCAUUGCCUGCAACCGGGAUGCGACUUCGACGGUCCUGAUGCAGCCGCACUCGACCGGCAUCUCAAGCGAGAUCACUUCCAGUGCGAAGGCUGCAAGCUUGUACUGCCGAGCCAGACGAAACUCGCCCAACACAGUGAGACGUGUUAUUUUGCAUUGUUCUGCUCCCAGUGCGGCAAAGAAUGCGCUGGGAAGGGUCAGCUGGCGCUUCAUCUAGAGCACUGCUACUUCUGCAACGAGUGCGGAUAUCACACUCAGAAAGAAAAGGAUUAUCAAAACCACAUGACGAAACAUGCCGCCGGUGAUAUACCAUGCUGGGGCUGCGACGCCCCGAUGCGCACCUACUCCAGCCUUAUCGGUCACCUCGAAUCAGGCACGUGUACCGGGAUAUCCAAACCAUUGCUAUGUCUUGGCAACUGGUGGUACUCAACGCUCUACAUGGAUCUCGACAUCCACGUCCAAAUCCGUACGGGUCGCAUAAACCUCGACGAAUUGCAGCAAUGGAUGGAUGGCGGUCUCCUUCACCCUUUUGUGUGCCGCGGUGAUGACUGUGUGAAGCGAUUCGGGAACUUCAGCUCGCUUGUGCUGCAUUGCGAGAGCCAAGCUUGCAGCUGGGAUCUUACGAGCUUGAACUUGCCGGGGCUGGAGAGGGAGAUGAAGCAAUCGUGUCCCAGGAUGGAUAGUCCGAUGGGUUAG
Molecule: messenger RNA, 1416 nt
Organism: Cucurbitaria berberidis CBS 394.84
Lineage: Eukaryota; Fungi; Ascomycota; Dothideomycetes; Pleosporales; Cucurbitariaceae
Exons: 3
Coding region: 1-1416 (471 amino acids)
Biological process (GO): regulation of transcription by RNA polymerase II
Cellular component (GO): nucleus
Molecular function (GO): DNA-binding transcription factor activity, RNA polymerase II-specific; RNA polymerase II transcription regulatory region sequence-specific DNA binding
Source: RefSeq, a predicted model, not a curated record